AUGAAGAUUAUAUUUGAACAUGAAGGUGGUAAAACAACAGUUAUUGGAACUGAUUAUAAUUCAAUUAUUGACAAAAUAAGAUCACUUUUUCCUGAUCAAAAACAUAGAUCAAGACAAUUUUAUGAUGCUGAACUUACUGAUUAUUUUGAGUUUACUUCUUUUGAACAAAUUAGUGAUCAACCUAAUGGAAUUAAAAUGAAUUUCGAUAUGUCGAAUACGUCAAAUCUGUAUUCUGCUGAUCAUUCAUUAUCAUCAUCUUUAAAUAAAGAUAAAAAUGAUGGAAAAAACAAUUUUGUUACACAAAAAGCUUAACAAUUAACUAUACCACCUCCAAUUACUAGUACACCAAUGCGACCACCAACAAGUUCCAAAAAUGAUCCACGAGCAACUAUUUCAAUGGUACCUCAAUCGAAUCCACCAUUUGUAAAUGUUUCAUCCAUUCAUACAAAACCUAUUUCGUGUAAAUUACCUCUUAUAAAAACUACACCAACUGCUCUUAUAUAUCAUGGCGGUCGUAUGCAUUUAACAUCAGUUCAAUCACAAUCUAUUGUAGCGGUGCAUAAAGUAAUAUUACCUCGAGAUGAAAAUGAAAAAAUAUCAGUACAACAACAACCAAAAAAAACAGAAAAUAUUUUAAAACCAAUCUUAAUCGACAAUAUUGGAGAAUUAAAAAAUGUAACAAAUGGUGAACAAGUGUCGUAUCAGAAGGUAUUCAAAUCCGAACAAGAUGCCUAUUUUAAAGAGCUUAUAUUUGAAUAUUCAUUAAUGAAAAAUCAAUUAUGUUCAUAUGAAGAACUUCAAAGUGAAGCUCGAAUUAUACUUGAUGAUAUUAUCCGAAAAUAUUCAAUUCGACAUGCACAUCAAAUCAGUGAAGCUGAUUUUUUGGCAAUACAAAAUUUAUGUGAAGAUCUUCAUGAACAAAAUAUAUUUUAUAAAGAUGGUCUCACUGAUCCUCAUCCUAUCAUCGGAAUCUUAAUAAUGCCAUCAGGUGCAACAGGUUUUGAAAAAGCUUUUAUGUUUGUGAAAAACUUGCCGUAUAAAAUGCCUGUGUCGAUUACAGUUAGUGGUCUUCAUAAGUUAUUAGCACUUCUUGUUAUCAUGUACAUGAAUCUCAAUCAUUUACCUGCUCAAAAAUUACUUGAAAUACUUGUCGAAAAAUGUAAAAAAAAAAAGUGGAACUAUAUGAUAGUAUAG
Molecule: messenger RNA, 1194 nt
Organism: Rotaria sp. Silwood1
Lineage: Eukaryota; Metazoa; Rotifera; Eurotatoria; Philodinida; Philodinidae
Source: the annotation of a GenBank genome assembly